CUCGAGCAACAGGGCGUGGACUCGCCGAGACGCUAUAACGGUCCUUCUUUCCUGCAUUAUCACUCCAUCCAUCUCGUCUUCGCUUGCAGUGCGCUCUCCUCCUCUUCUUCUUCUCUUCUCCUCUUCUUCUUCUCCUCUUCUUCUCUCCUCUCAGCUGCAAAAAUGCGCGAAAUCGUGCACCUGCAAGCCGGACAGUGCGGCAACCAGAUCGGAGCAAAGUUCUGGGAGGUGAUCAGCGACGAGCACGGCAUCGACCCGACUGGGACGUACCACGGAGACAGCGACCUGCAGCUAGACAGGAUCAGCGUCUACUACAAUGAGGCUACAGGUGGGAAGUACGUACCCCGUGCCAUCCUCGUGGAUCUGGAGCCCGGCACCAUGGACUCGGUCCGCUCCGGCCCCUUCGGACAGAUCUUCAGACCCGACAACUUUGUGUUUGGACAAAGUGGUGCUGGAAACAACUGGGCUAAGGGCCACUACACUGAGGGGGCGGAGCUUGUCGACUCUGUGCUGGAUGUGGUGCGUAAGGAGGCGGAGAGCUGCGACUGCCUGCAGGGUUUCCAGCUCACUCACUCUCUGGGCGGCGGCACCGGCUCAGGAAUGGGCACACUGCUCAUUAGCAAAAUCCGCGAGGAAUACCCCGACCGCAUCAUGAACACGUUCAGCGUGGUGCCCUCGCCCAAAGUGUCCGACACAGUGGUGGAGCCCUACAACGCCACGCUGUCCGUGCACCAGCUGGUAGAGAACACAGACGAGACCUACUGCAUCGACAACGAGGCACUUUACGACAUCUGCUUCCGCACGCUCAAGCUGACCACGCCCACUUACGGCGACCUGAACCACCUGGUCUCAGCCACCAUGAGCGGAGUCACGACCUGCCUGCGUUUCCCCGGGCAGCUGAACGCAGAUCUGCGCAAGCUGGCCGUCAACAUGGUGCCCUUCCCACGUCUGCACUUCUUCAUGCCCGGGUUUGCUCCUCUGACCAGCAGGGGAAGCCAGCAGUACCGCUCUCUGUCCGUACCCGAGCUCACGCAGCAGAUGUUCGAUGCCAAGAACAUGAUGGCAGCCUGCGACCCACGCCACGGCCGCUACCUCACCGUGGCCGCCGUCUUCCGAGGCCGCAUGUCCAUGAAGGAGGUGGAUGAGCAGAUGCUAAACGUGCAGAACAAGAACAGCAGCUACUUUGUUGAGUGGAUCCCCAACAACGUCAAGACAGCCGUGUGUGACAUCCCGCCACGCGGCCUCAAGAUGGCCGCCACCUUCAUCGGCAACAGCACGGCCAUCCAGGAGCUGUUCAAGCGCAUUUCUGAGCAGUUCACUGCUAUGUUCAGGCGCAAGGCUUUCCUGCACUGGUACACCGGAGAGGGCAUGGACGAGAUGGAGUUCACCGAGGCCGAGAGCAACAUGAACGACCUGGUCUCCGAGUACCAGCAGUACCAGGACGCCACCGCAGAGGAGGGCGAGUUCGAGGAGGAGGGCGAAGAGGAGGUCGCUUAAAUCUAAACCGCGCCCUUUCCCCCCUUUCCAUCCAUCCAUCCAUCCACCCUUAUCUUCAUCUCAAUUCAGGUGUUCACAAAAUAAUCGAAGGGUUUUUUCCACAUCUCCGGUUGCAAUCAUGGUCCUUACAGCUGUGACAUUUUCAAUAAAUCGUGCAACUUUUUUUUUCAUUUGUCUUCGUGUUUUUGUACAUUGUGAGUUCACUGCAUCAUCUUCACCUGCACAAGAAAAGAAGGUAUAUCAACUGUGAAGCCUUCAGAUGUGUGAUUAACUUAACUUGUGUCAAGAUCUGAAUAAAGGCUAAUUCUACACCCAA
This is a messenger RNA of Pangasianodon hypophthalmus (striped catfish), 1813 nucleotides long. It is a transcript of the gene tubb4bl, whose product is annotated as tubulin, beta 4B class IVb-like. NCBI's taxonomy places the organism in Eukaryota, Metazoa, Chordata, Actinopteri, Siluriformes, Pangasiidae. Gene Ontology annotation, biological process: mitotic cell cycle; microtubule cytoskeleton organization. Gene Ontology annotation, molecular function: GTPase activity; GTP binding; structural constituent of cytoskeleton. Gene Ontology annotation, cellular component: cytoplasm; microtubule. The record is from RefSeq and is a predicted model, not a curated record. The coding region runs from base 163 to 1497 and encodes 444 amino acids. The transcript is spliced from 4 exons.